Messenger RNA from Anguilla rostrata (American eel), 1988 nucleotides. RefSeq names its product zinc finger and SCAN domain-containing protein 20-like. Gene Ontology annotation, biological process: regulation of transcription by RNA polymerase II. NCBI's taxonomy places the organism in Eukaryota, Metazoa, Chordata, Actinopteri, Anguilliformes, Anguillidae. The transcript is spliced from 3 exons. The record is from RefSeq and is a predicted model, not a curated record. Bases 219 to 1283 code for a protein of 354 amino acids. Gene Ontology annotation, molecular function: RNA polymerase II cis-regulatory region sequence-specific DNA binding; DNA-binding transcription factor activity, RNA polymerase II-specific.
GACGAAGAAGAAGAAGAAGACUAAGAAGAAGAAGAAGAAGAAGAAGAAGAAAGGCGGCGGAAAGACCAUAGACAUGCUAACUAGACUUGAAUUGUUGUGAAGCUUCAAGCUAAAACACUGCCUAGCUGGUACCCUGUUGCAACUUUGCGUGCCGUUGUCGUUCGAUGUUUUCCAAGGAAGUUGUAUCCACGGUGUACUAGAGUGCGUAUAGUGGCAAGAUGCUGGUCUCUUUGAGCUUACAGUCGCAAGUGGCUUCUAUAAUCGACAUGUUGGCGAAAUCGGCCGUAGCAGAGAUUUGCAAGCUUAUCGAUGACGGUUCGGCGGUCUGGCAGCUGGAGAUUUCCAGGAGAGGGAAGGAGAACGAUGCGCUUAGGCGGAAACUGCUGCUGCUGGAGCACGAGCUACAGCUGCGGGCGACGUCAAGAUGUGGGCAGGAAAUGGAGUUUGCAGCCACUGAGGAGACUGACAUCAUAUUAAUCAAGGAAGAGAAACUGGAACAGGAUGAGGAAAAGUGUGACAGAUGGGAAACAGAUGGAAAGAGUGCUUUAGAGCCCUCUGGCCCCCCUGACUGUUGGGGGAGGGGUUCUGGUGAGCAGGCACCCUAUGAGGAGGACUGGGGGGAGGCUAUGCGCCCUGCGAAGGAGGUAGAGUUUGCCGAGCAACCCAGGCCUCACCCCAGUGAAGGGGAAGAGCCAGGCUGUGUAGGAGGUGGGGUAAAGGCAGAGAUAGAGGGAGAUCAUUCCAUCUUCCAGAGACCCAGACAGUCAGGCCCUGAGGGGGGUGGGGGGCAGGUGAAUAUCCCAGGCCCUGAGUGUGUAAUUGGUCAGGGUGUGGACUGGGGGAUUAGUGGCUUGGAAAUGGGCAGGCCCGACCCCUCCUGGGGAGAGAAUCUACACAAGGCCACAGAGGAGAGGAGCAUUUGCCUCCGAGGCCAAACCUCCUUGAAUGCAGGUGUCGCUUGCUCCAGGUGGGCGGAGACCCCGGGAAAAGCUGCAGUUGGGUCAGGACGGACACAGGUCACCUGCGUUUACUGCGGGAAGCACUUUGCUUACCUGAGCUACCUGAAACGGCACCUGCGCAUACACACAGGUGAGAAGCCCUACAGCUGCGUCCAGUGUGGAAAGAGAUUCUCUGAUGGCAGCAGCAGGAACAAACAUGAACGCAUCCACACGGGACGGAAACCGUUCAGCUGUGCACACUGCGGGAAGUACUUCUCCCGCCGCUGCCACCUGAAACGACACCAGAAGCUCCAUGGCAAAAUGGAGCUGCUCAGUUGUGGGUAACCAGGAUGUUUUCGGAAACAUGAUUUCAUGAAGUACUUCCCCCCGCACCUGAAGGGUGAGAAUCAUCAGUGAGAAUAUUCAACCCUGAAAGGUAUCUUCACAAUGAUGACAGUAUGCACUCCUGUUGAUAGUGCUCUAAUCUGGCACACUGUCUUUGAAAAAUAUUUUUUCAGAGAAAUGUGACUGCAAUUUUCAUGUUGUAUUAUGUGUGGUUUGUUUUUUUCUGUAUGAUACCAGUCACUGCAGCAGAUUCAGGUACAGUGGAUAUAGUUAAUAUUUCCAGUGCAAGGAUCUUGGAGAUUUAACAUUGUGUCAGAAAUGCUGCUUGCUUUCUUGGACCCUAGUGUAUGUUUCCUGUUGGUGAGAGACUGUCUCAUUUCAAUGCUUGUACAUUAUCAUACUCCUGUGUUAAUCCUUUGAAGAAUAGGUUUUCUGGAAUGUUCUUUAAAAAUUCAUUGAUCAAACCCCUUUGCUUUCAAUUGCCAGUAGUGAUUGUUACAUCGGCAUUAUAAUGUUCAAUUAACAACAUUCUUAUUACAUAUUUUGGUCUUGCACAAAAAGCUGUUUUGUUUUAUGGAAACAUGAUAUCAGUCAUUUAUCGUGAUGCAUGGAAAAAUUAUCAAAUAGAUCACUUUAAUUUCAUAUGUUGAUGAUUCUGUUGAUGUCAACUCAGUACUUUGUGUCAGUAAACCAUGUUGUCUAUUU